Gopherus flavomarginatus (Mexican gopher tortoise) is the source of this 2637-nucleotide messenger RNA. It is a transcript of the gene MAEA, whose product is annotated as macrophage erythroblast attacher, E3 ubiquitin ligase. Gene Ontology annotation, molecular function: ubiquitin protein ligase activity; protein binding. NCBI's taxonomy places the organism in Eukaryota, Metazoa, Chordata, Testudines, Testudinidae. Gene Ontology annotation, cellular component: cytoplasm; GID complex; nucleus. The transcript has 10 exons. Gene Ontology annotation, biological process: proteasome-mediated ubiquitin-dependent protein catabolic process. The record is from RefSeq and is a predicted model, not a curated record. The coding region runs from base 346 to 1506 and encodes 386 amino acids.
CGGGGCAGGGUGGGGGCGAAGGCGGCCUCCCGAGGGAGCCCCGCUCUCCCCUCCUGCCGCUCAGGCAAGGAAACUUUCGCAGCUCGGGGGCAGCAGGUACCACCAGCGGCCCAGCCGGACUGGAACCCGCGGGGAGAGAGGGGGCAGCGAGAACCACCUGGGCACCCACACGCCCCGGACAAACGCCCGCCAGCGGCUGUGGCUACCCCGCCGAAGGGACCGGGUCGCGGUAGGGGAGAGGAGAGUGGUGUCCCCCAGGAAGGGGACGAGGUACCUUAUGAAACACUGAACAAACGGUUUCGAGCUGCACAGAAAAAUAUUGAUCGAGAGACGAGCCACGUUACUAUGGUUGUUGCAGAGCUGGAGAAGACCUUGAGUAGCUGUCCUGCUGUGGAUUCAGUUGUUAGUCUCCUUGAUGGAGUAGUUGAAAAGCUCAGUGUUCUGAAAAGAAAGGCAGUUGAAUCGAUCCAAGCUGAAGAUGAGAGCGCAAAACUUUGUAAACGCAGGAUUGAGCACCUUAAAGAACAUAGUAGUGACCAGCCAGCUGCUGCAAACAUGUGGAAGAAAAAACGUAUGGAUCGCAUGAUGGUGGAACAUCUCUUGCGCUGUGGCUACUACAAUACAGCUGUAAAACUAGCCAGGCAGAGUGGUAUUGAGGACUUGGUAAAUAUUGAGAUGUUCUUGACGGCUAAAGAAGUGGAAGAAUCUUUGGAAAGGCAAGAAACUAUGACUUGCUUGGCUUGGUGUCAUGAUAACAAAUCCAGGCUCAGGAAAAUGAAGGGGCGCCAAAAUGAGAACGAACCGAAGAUGGGACGCAAAAGUAAAUCGGCCUGUGAUUACUCUAAAGAAAAUGAUGAUCUUGUUAUGGAAACCAUUAAAGGAAAACCAGAAUUGAGCUGUCUGGAGUUCAGCUUAAGGAUUCAGGAGUUCAUUGAACUCAUUCGACAGAACAAGAGACUGGAUGCUGUGAGACAUGCAAGAAAGCAUUUCAGUCAGGCUGAAGGAAGUCAGCUGGAUGAGGUCCGACAAGUGAUGGGAAUGUUGGCCUUUCCUUCAGACACUCAUAUUUCCCCCUAUAAGGAUCUCUUGGACCCUGCACGAUGGAGAAUGCUGAUUCAGCAGUUUAGAUAUGAUAAUUACAGACUACAUCAGCUGGGGAACAAUUCUGUUUUUACUAUAACACUUCAGGCAGGCCUUUCAGCUAUAAAAACACCACAGUGUUAUAAAGAGGAUGGCAGUUCAAAAAACCCAGACUGCCCCGUGUGUAGCAAAUCUCUGAACAAGCUGGCUCAGCCUCUGCCUAUGGCACAUUGUGCCAACUCCCGACUAGUCUGCAAGAUUUCAGGGGAUGUAAUGAAUGAAAAUAAUCCUCCCAUGAUGUUGCCAAACGGAUAUGUCUAUGGAUACAAUUCCUUGCUUUCUAUUCGUCAAGAUGACAAAGUAAUUUGCCCAAGAACCAAAGAAGUCUUCAACUUCUCACAGGCUGAGAAAGUCUAUAUCAUGUAGGUCCAUAAAAUAUAUGAUGAAGUGCCGCUGGAAUUUUGACACAGGAUUUAUUGGCAUGCCCUGGAGAACAGGGCCUUAUGUGUGGCAAAGAAGCAAAAUCUGCCACCUUGGGGAUCAGACCUGUCGGUGGCAUUAUUGUUUCUUGCGACCAAAGAUCAAUGAGCAACAGUACACACUCUUAAAAAGAGAGGAAAUAUGACUUAAGUUUGUACUUGGGGCGGGGGGGGGGGGGGAACCACACAAAUUUUGAUUGUUAUUGUUUUGUAACACAAGGUAAAAAAUUGGAUUCAUCUCAAAAAUACUUUCAUCUUUCAAAGGAGAAUUUUCUUUGAAGAUGGACAUUUGCACUGGGGAAAACGUUACAAUAGAUUUGAAACUAAAUCCAUUUUUCUUCCCUCCAUUUUUCACAAUUGUCCAAGGCCCUUUUGUUAAUGAAGAUUUCAGUUAAUACAAGUGUGUUCUCCUUUAAGCUGCUCUUUGCCUUCUUUUCUGAUCCUCUUGUGAAGUAAUAAUCCUGAAUUGGGUCAUUGUAAUUAGUUCCAUGGGAAGACACUGAUGUCAUUGAUGCAAGACUGGCUUCACUGGAGGAUCAAUGAGAGACUGGUUUGAAGGAGUAUGAAAUCUUUUUUUCCCCAAACCCAAAUAUUUUAAGGAGGUUGCAUAAAUAUCAAGAGGAAUGGAGAACAUUUCAGGCAAAAUACACCACUUGUUUGGAUGUUCUUUUUCCAGUUUACCAUAGUGUUAAAGUCCUUCUAAAGUUAUUAGUUAUGUGCAUAGGGUUCAAUAUCAAAUCAUUAGUGCUACUGCCUUAUUUCUUGCUUUGAGAAUGUACUCACAUGAAAAUCAACUGGUAUCCUUAAGUGUUGGGCAAAGUUUUGGAAGAUGCCUUGCAGGAUGAUUACAUAAUUUUAGGGUCUAAAUAGUAUUAAUUACUGAAACUAAUAGUUCAGUUUUAAUUACUACAGAACACAUCCUUAUGACUUUUUUCAAGAGAAUAAACCAUUGUAGUUUAAACAAAACCAUAUUGUAGAGGUUUGUAUUUAGCGCUUAUUUUUGCAUGUUGAUGUUGAUUAGCUAAUAAAAGAUUGUACAUGUAAAACCUGUUAAUAAAAAUUGUUUUCCAUUUCUUAA